This is a messenger RNA of Linum tenue, 816 nucleotides long. The record is from the annotation of a GenBank genome assembly. Lineage: Eukaryota; Viridiplantae; Streptophyta; Magnoliopsida; Malpighiales; Linaceae.
AUGCUUGGCCACCAUAGUGAGAGGUUGCCUAUUGCCUUCGGAUUGAUAUUCAUUCCUCGUCAUUGUCCUAUAAGAGUAGUUAAAAAUUUGAGGGUAUGCAGGGAUUCUGAUAAUGCUACUAAAUACAUCUCAAAGAUAACUCAGAGGGCGAUCCUUGUUAGAGGUGCGGUCAGGUUCCAUUUGUUUGAGGAUGGAGCUUGCUCUUGUCGGGACUUUUGGAGGGUUCUUUCAUUAUCCAAAAUUGUGACUAUAUGUGUCACUUAACCUGGAUUAAAUUAGCCUUGCACAAGGAAUUAUCUUACUCCAAAAGGAUCGUCAAAGUCAUCAUGGAGCAGUCCGUUCAGCUACAGAUGGUGGUUGGAAAAGAACAAGUUAAAGUGGAAGGCACAUUGGAUAACUAUCUUCAACUUUAUGGGAAUCAAAAGAAAAUGAAGAUUACCUGCAACUCUCUGCAGAUCUCAAUUACUUCUGCCAUAGGAGCCCAGUCACCAAAGUUCCUCUCAACAAACUGGUUUCCACCACCAAGAGCCUUGAAGAAGUCCAUACCUCGAUCGAAAAGUACAACACCACCCCAAUACCGCGGCCAGAAGUCUUGUACCUUCACAACAUCAAUGUUACAUUAGAGGAAGAACAGAUGAUAAACUAAACAAGUUCAUUAUUCGGUAUGCACCUCCGACUCUAUGUGCUCGUGGAGAACUGCAUACAGUUGAACCCCCAUUGCGUCAAAUAAGGGUUUCCUAGCAUAAAGCUGAUGAGCUUCGGCUCUGCACAUGAUGCACCUGUCCUCAACAGAAAUUGCACAAGGGGAAUAAUGUG